This is a messenger RNA of Colletotrichum godetiae, 522 nucleotides long. RefSeq lists its product as uncharacterized. NCBI's taxonomy places the organism in Eukaryota, Fungi, Ascomycota, Sordariomycetes, Glomerellales, Glomerellaceae. The record is from RefSeq and is a predicted model, not a curated record. Bases 118 to 351 code for a protein of 77 amino acids. The transcript has a single exon.
GGCCGGAAGCUGGCUGGUCACUGUCUCUCUGCCCUUCAAGUUGGCGCGCGAAUAGCUGGUGAUUUUCACAUGUUUGAGCUGGUCCAGCCCCACUGAGGCUUUUCGCCAGUGUUGAGGAUGGCAAAGGAGCUCUGGCCAAGGUCCCAGGGAGGCGUACGCGAACAUGCGAGGUACCUUGUCCGCGUCGUGCUUGUUUCCUUAUCCCAUAGCUUUGCUCGAGCCAGGCAAGUCUCAGACCAACAGCUCAACAACGCUAUGUUCGAGACAGUCGCGUCGAUCGUUUUUGAGCAUCUAGUGCAAGCCCACUGUUCACGAAGUGUCGAAUCCUCUGUGGAAGAAGCUUCAUUUUGAUGGCAGUCUGCACUUCGCUGAGAUGGAAGAAAUUUUGAGGGCCGCUUAAUAAACUUGAAGUGACCAUUGUACGUUAUUCUUGUGAGUAAAAGAACGUACUUGUGAGCUUGACAAUCACAUGUAAGUUAGGAGUUGAGUGGUGGUGGUGAGAUAGGAUCGAGUCUGACCGGG